AUGGCAAAAAUUCAUCGAGAAUGUCGAGAGAAGUCCUUGCCAGCUAUCAGAUUAACCAAGCCUAUCGAUUAUUUUUCGGACAUUUCCGAUUGGACAACUUCCAAAAGAUAUUACGUCCGAAAUCGAGAUAUUGUAAGAGAGAAUAUCCGAACUAUUAAAUCAAGUCUUCCUCGAGUUCCAACAGUCAGAAAAGUCCCUCCGUUUUCUUGGCAGUCAGUUCAACAGAAUACAAGUGUUGUUCCAUUACCAAUGAUUGCUCCAAAUCGGUCAAGAAGUGUAGAUUCUAAUGUAUCUGAUGACUGCAGUCAAUUCCGUGCUCUCUUUUCACGUGGAGAUCUUCAUGUGCGAAUUGUUCAUUCUGGAGGUGCAGGAGAAAAACCGAGAGAGCUGCGAUGGGCGAAAGAUCCAUCUCAAAUGAAAAAUGAAACAGUUUGUAAUCUACUUGCAAAGUUCUCAACUGGAAUGUCUCUACUAGAUCAUCCAUACCGGUUUGUAGCUGAAACUGGAAUCACUGAUUUGUUGAUUGCUCUUCGAAACCAUCAAUCUAUAGUGACAGUUCUACCACAACUCGUCAGAGGAGUUCGUGCUGGUCUCUAUUCUUUCGAUGUUGAAAAGAAGAAAUUCUGUUUGAAAACUCUCUCAAGAAUCACUUCCAUGCAAGGAAUUGGAGCACAGUUGGUUCCGUUUUAUCGUCAACUUUUGCCUCCACUCAGAACAGUGCGUCAAUCUCGAAGUAGAUCAGAUCGUGUUCAUUAUGAUAAGGGACGUCAAAUUGAGGAAAUCAUAACAUCAACUCUAAAUGAUUUGGAAAGAACGGGCGGUCCAAAUGCGUUAAUUAAUAUAAAAUAUCUGAUUCCACAUUAUGAGUCAUGUCAAUACGUUUGA
This is a messenger RNA of Caenorhabditis remanei, 885 nucleotides long. RefSeq lists its product as uncharacterized. The record is from RefSeq and is a predicted model, not a curated record. The transcript has 7 exons. Lineage: Eukaryota; Metazoa; Nematoda; Chromadorea; Rhabditida; Rhabditidae. Gene Ontology annotation, molecular function: Hsp90 protein binding; Hsp70 protein binding. The coding region runs from base 1 to 885 and encodes 294 amino acids.